Molecule: messenger RNA, 1233 nt
Organism: Cordyceps fumosorosea ARSEF 2679
Lineage: Eukaryota; Fungi; Ascomycota; Sordariomycetes; Hypocreales; Cordycipitaceae
Product: WD40/YVTN repeat-like-containing domain protein
Exons: 3
Coding region: 1-1233 (410 amino acids)
Biological process (GO): translation
Cellular component (GO): large ribosomal subunit; Cdc73/Paf1 complex
Molecular function (GO): protein binding; structural constituent of ribosome
Source: RefSeq, a predicted model, not a curated record
AUGGCUGCCCUUCUUCCCCGAAUCGCUUCGCCGGCGGUUCUUCCCAUUCCUCGUAUGCCUUGGCUUGCCGGCAUUGCCAACCGAAUGCUCCCGACUCUCGGCCUAGCCCUUCCUGGCAUCAGCAUUACCAUUCCUACCUUGCUGGACGACAUAUGGGAAGGUAUCCUGCGAGCUGUGCCAAAGAACAAAGUCUCACACUCCAGGAAGCGAAUGAGGCAGCUCGCCAACAAAGGCCUCAAGGAUGUCAACAGUCUUUGUCAGUGUCCCGGCUGCGGUGCUCCCAAACGUAUGCAUCGCUUAUGUCAAAACUGCUUGGAAGCACACAUAACGGACAUUUUCGCGUUGGCUUCCACGCCAAAGGCGCUUCUCUCUGCCGGCGGAUCUUCCACCAUUCAUGUUCACGACACGACAGGCCCGGCCUUUCCCCUCAGGCAGAGCAUAUCCAACGCGCACAAGCUCGGCUGCCACCACCUCUGCACGUCGAGGAACGGCAGGUACGCUGCCAGUGCCGGCUUCGGCGGCGAGGUCAAGAUCUGGGCUCUCAACGCGAACACGGGGGAAUGGGCCGCCGCAGGCGAGAUUACCGGAAGCUCCGUGCAGGCGGGCGAGGUCUGGGCGCUGGCGUUGAGCGAGGACGGCGGCUACCUCGCUAGCACCACCAACGACGGCCGGAUCAACGUUUGGGACGUCGCCGAUGCGGCUAAGCCCAAGAUCCGCGAGUACGAGACUGGCAGCUCGGGCUCGGGGAGCUUCGGCAUGUGCGUCGACCUCAGCAGGGAUGGAAAGUUUACAGCCAGCGGUCACCAAACCGGCGCGGUCUACAUCUUUGACAAUGACACGGGACGCAUUCUGUACUCACUUCCUGGGCUGGCGAAACCUGUUCGCGCUGUGGCCUUUUCUCCUGGAAACACGCGGCUCGCGGCGGCAGGCGAUGCUGGCAUCAUCGCCCUCUACGACAUGAAGCAUGGAGAGCACAUUGGUAACCUGACCGGACACUCGUCUUGGAUCACGACCAUCGACUGGAGCGACACUGGGGAGUAUCUCCUGAGCGGAUCGAUGGAUGGCAAGGUCAAGGUAUGGUCUGUGGAGCGCAGCGACUGCGUGGCGACGCAUAGCGAGACAGAUAAGGCGCUAUGGGCCGUCCGGUGGCUGCCCAAGACGGGACGCAGCGAGAUGUUUUGCACCGCCGGUGCCAACAGAAGUCUGUCAUUUUACCGUGAGGCUACCGGUUAG